AUGAAAAAAUCCCCCUUUCAUAUUAUCUCUGUUAUAGAUAGUUGUUCUUGCAUAUGCGAUUUUGACAAUUAUCUUGUUUCCACACCAAAUCCUGAUGAAUAUUUAUGCAGAAGAAAGAAACUUAUUUUAUAUACGCAGCUCAUAUUUUUACAGUUUAUGAAAAUUAAAAUCUAUUUAUGGCUAGUAGCCUUGCAUUUUAUAAAAGAUUUUUUUACCCCUAUAGAAAAUGACUAUAUCAUUAAGAAGCAUUGA
Nematocida ausubeli is the source of this 252-nucleotide messenger RNA. RefSeq lists its product as uncharacterized. The transcript has a single exon. The record is from RefSeq and is a predicted model, not a curated record. NCBI's taxonomy places the organism in Eukaryota, Fungi, Microsporidia. Bases 1 to 252 code for a protein of 83 amino acids.